GCGAAAACCCGGAGCGGCGGCGCUCCUCGCGGCACCUCCCCGCAGCCCUCCCGGCCUCGCUGGGCAUGCUCAGUCGGCAGGGCCGCCUCAGCUCUCGGAGUAGGAAGCUUGGGCGCUCGGGCGGUCGAGAGCGGCGGCGGGGGGAAAAUGGAGCCCUUCACCAACGAUCGGCUUCAGCUCCCCAGGAAUAUGAUUGAAAACAGCAUGUUUGAGGAAGAACCAGAUGUGGUGGAUUUAGCCAAAGAGCCUUGUUUACAUCCUCUAGAGCCUGAUGAAGUGGAAUAUGAGCCCCGAGGUUCACGACUGCUGGUGCGGGGUCUUGGUGAGCAUGAGAUGGAUGAGGAUGAAGAGGAUUAUGAGUCAUCUGCAAAGCUGCUGGGCAUGUCCUUCAUGAACAGAAGCUCAGGCCUGCGGAACAGUGCAGCUGGCUACAGGCAGAGCCCAGAUGGGACUUGUUCACUACCCUCUGCAAGGGCCAUGGUAGUCUGUGCUUCUGUCAUUGUGAUUGCUGUUGCUGUAAUCAUGGUAAUUUAUCUGCUGCCCAGAUGUACCUUUACCAAAGAAGGCUGCCAUAAAAAAAACCAAUCAAUGGUACUAAUUCAGCCACUUGCAACAAAUGGGAAGUUGUUUCCAUGGGCACAAAUCAGGCUUCCUACUGCCAUCAUGCCCCUACGCUAUGAACUUAACCUACACCCAAACCUAACCUCGAUGACAUUCAGGGGUUCUGUGACGAUUUCGCUUCAGGCUCUUCAGGCCACGUGGAAUAUUAUUCUUCACAGCACAGGACAUAAUAUUUCAAGAGUGACUUUUAUGUCAGCAGUUUCAAGCCAAGAAAAACACGCUGAGGUCCUGGAAUAUCCAUUUCAUGAACAAAUCGCCAUUGUUGCCCCCGAUGCCCUUCUUGAAGGACACAAUUAUACCUUGAAGAUAGAGUAUUCAGCAAAUAUAUCUAGUUCUUACUAUGGAUUUUAUGGCAUCUCCUACACAGAUGAAAGUAAUGAGAAAAAGUACUUUGCAGCAACUCAAUUUGAACCCCUGGCAGCAAGAUCUGCUUUUCCUUGUUUUGAUGAACCAGCAUUUAAAGCUACAUUUAUCAUCAGGAUCAUAAGGGAUGAGCAAUACACUGCUUUAUCAAAUAUGCCUAAGAAAUCAUCAGUCAUUAUGGAAGAUGGACUUGUUCAGGAUGAGUUUUCCGAGAGUGUGAAGAUGAGCACUUACCUGGUUGCUUUUGUUGUGGGGGAGAUGAAGAACCUGAGUCAGGACAUAAAUGGAACCCUGGUUUCUAUAUAUGCUGUACCAGAAAAGAUUGGGCAAGUUCACCAUGCCUUGGAAACAACUGUGAAGCUUCUUGAGUUUUAUCAAAACUACUUUGAAAUUCAAUACCCACUUAAGAAACUGGAUUUGGUGGCUAUUCCUGACUUUGAAGCAGGAGCAAUGGAAAAUUGGGGCUUGCUCACCUUCCGAGAAGAGACACUUCUGUAUGACAAUACUACUUCUUCAGUGGCGGAUAGAAAACUGGUUACUAAAAUCAUUGCUCAUGAGCUGGCCCAUCAGUGGUUCGGUAAUCUGGUAACAAUGCAGUGGUGGAAUGAUCUAUGGCUAAAUGAAGGUUUCGCUACUUUCAUGGAGUAUUUCUCUUUGGAAAAAAUAUUUGAAGAUCUCUCCAGUUAUGAAGAUUUCCUAGAUGCUCGAUUUAAAACCAUGAAGAAAGAUUCCUUGAAUUCAUCUCAUCCAAUAUCAUCAUUAUCUGUUCAGUCUUCAGAACAGAUUGAAGAAAUGUUUGAUUCUCUUUCCUAUUUUAAGGGAGCUUCUCUCUUAUUGAUGCUGAAAACUUAUCUUAGUGAAGAUGUGUUUCAACAUGCUAUUGUUCUUUACCUGCAUAAUCAUAGCUAUGCAGCAGUUCGAAGUGAUGAUCUGUGGGAUAGUUUUAAUGAGGUUACAAACAAAACACUAGAUGUAAAGAAAAUGAUGAAAACCUGGACCCUGCAGAAAGGAUUUCCUUUAGUGACUGUUCAAAGAAAAGGAAAAGAACUUCUUGUACAACAAGAAAGAUUCUUUUUAAAUACGAAGCCUGAAAUUCAGCCUUCAGAUGCAAGCUAUCUGUGGCAUAUUCCACUAUCCUGUGUCACUGAGGGAAGGAAUUAUUCAAAAUUUCCAUUGGUAUUAUUACUGGACAAGAAAUCAGGUGUCAUCAAUCUCACGGAAGAAGUACAGUGGGUCAAAGUCAAUACCAACAUGAAUGGCUAUUAUAUUGUACACUAUGCAGAUGACGACUGGGAAGCACUAAUCAAACAGUUGAAAAUAAAUCCUUAUGUCCUGAGUGACAAAGACCGAGCCAACCUCAUCAACAACAUCUUUGAACUUGCAGGCCUAGGCAAGGUGCCUCUUCAGAGGGCCUUUGAUUUGAUUGACUAUCUUGGAAAUGAGACCUUUACUGCACCCAUCACUGAAGCCCUGUUCCAAACAGGCCUCAUCCAUAACCUCCUUGAAAAACUGGGAUACAUGGAUCUGGCCUCAAGACUGGCGACCAGGGUAUUUAAAUUGCUUCAAAGCCAAAUCCAACAGCAGACUUGGACUGAUGAGGGCACCCCAUCUAUUCGAGAACUUCGGUCAGUCUUGCUAGAAUUUGCUUGCACCCACAGCCUGGAGAACUGCAGCACUAUCGCCAUGAAGCUGUUUGACGAUUGGGUGGCAUCCAAUGGAACUCAAAGCCUACCUACUGAUGUCAUGACUACCGUGUUCAAAGUUGGAGCAAAAACUGAAAGCGGCUGGUCAUUCCUCUUAAGCAAGUACAUCUCUAUAGGCUCUGAAGCAGAGAAAAAUAAAAUACUUGAAGCUCUUGCCAGUUCAGAGGAUGUACGGAAACUUUACUGGUUAAUGAAAACUAGCCUCGAUGGAGAUAUCAUCCGAACACAAAAGCUGUCAUUCGUCAUUAGAACAGUGGCACGACGUUUUCCUGGACACUUACUGGCAUGGGAUUUUGUCAAAGAGAACUGGAAUAAGCUUGUACAGAAGUUCCAUCUGGGGUCCUAUACCAUGCACAGUAUUGUUGCUGGAUCAACUCACCUGUUUUCAACAAAGGCACACUUGUCUGAGGUCCAGGCAUUCUUUGAAAGUCAGUCCGAGACGACCUUCCGGCUUCGUUAUGUCCAGGAGGCUUUGGAAGUCAUUCAACUGAACAUCCAGUGGAUGGAGAAGAACCUUAAAGCUCUGACGUGGUGGCUGUAGCACGCACAGCCACACCUCCUAGUGUCACCCAUUCAGAGAGCUUAUUGACUUGGGCUCUGCUGCUUUUGCAAAAGCCAAGGUGAAGCCAGGGUUGCUGCCGAGUUGUUUGCACUCUUGGGUGUUCUAGUUAGCUCAGGGCCCGUCUGUGUUUUUCAUCUGUCUUUUCUGAAAUGUCUUUGGGCAGUAUGUAAUUAUUUAUUACAAAAUUAUCUUCACCUAAAUGCCAACCAUCUACAAAAACAAUGAGUAAUUUUUCUGCCUUGAAGAUACCCAAAUGGGGAAAAAAUCAGUUUGGGGAUUCUGUUGUGUUUGUCAGUAUCUGGAAAGUACUGACAAUGUGAAACAAGGAAGGAUCUACCAUGGGAACCACCAUCUUUGCAGGCUACUGGUUUGUCAGCCAUUUGUUGCUUCUUGUUGAUAGAUGUUAUUUGAAUGUACAGAGUUAGCUUCAAAAUGUAUGGGAGUGAGGUCGAUGACACGUGCAGCUGGAGAAACUGAUCUCAGGUGUGCAGAUCUACUUUGGGGGUUUUGAUUAAUCCUUUAUUUUCUGGAAAAAGUUUAAAUAAGAUCUUUCACUGUUAUAUUUUUUUCUGCUGAAUAGCCAGGUGCUACAGAAUUUUUAAAUUUUUGUUGUAUUAAAAAGAUAAAUAGCUCCAAAAGAUUAAAUUUUCCAAAUAUUUAACACUUUCUUUUUCAUCUUUUAGGAAAACAUUUCAAUCCAAGUUAGCUUUAAUUGUCUUAUUCGUGAAUUACAGUAUUCUCCAAAUCUGUACACUUUUAUCACUCCCUGUCAUAGAUACACCUUAUGUUAUAAAUAAUUUCUUUUAAAUUUAUGGCAAGCAUUUUGUUAAUACUGAUGUAUUUUAUCAUGACUUUAUCACUGUUGCUAAGAAUACAAUUUGUUUGUUCCCUUUUGGUGUGAUAGAUCAUGGACACUUUCUCUCUGAGUCAUACCCGUGGGUGGAUUUUCAUUUUAUGUGAUAGAGUAACAUAUUAGAACCAUAUUUUAGAAUAGGGCCUUUGAGAAAUUCAACCUUUUUAUUUGAAGUUCACCAUAGUACCUUAAAGGAAUAAAGAGAAUGUGGGAUAGGAGUAACUUGAUUCAGGUUUAAUAUGGUGGGCUUUGAAUUUUUUCUACUAUCAAAAACAGUACUUUUAUUUAGUUAAAAAAUUGUAGUUUUCUUUUAUCAUGGCCAAACUAACAGAUUAAAAGGAAUGGCCAGGAAAGAAAGAAAGAAAAUGAGGGAAGAUAUCCAAAACUGUAUGGCAUUUUUACUCCUUCUAAAGGAGAAAUACUGUACUUGAACUUUUUGAGCUAUGCAGACUUAUACCUAGAUUGUGUGUUUCAUUGAUUCUUAGGAGAAAAGCUUUCUUCCUAAUGAUUCUUGAGUACUUUAUAUUUUGUUUGAAAACAUCUUUUAUGUAUGUAAAAAGGGUAGUUACCCAUUUACAAGCACUUACAACACUCCAUAGAAUCAGACAAUGGGAAAGGUCACCUUUUUGUAUUCAGCAGGUGUAAAGUGAGAAUAUGUGGGAUUGUGUAUAAAAUUAUAUUUUAUUUUAUGAAAAUAUUUUUAUAUAACAAAAUUUAAAAGGCUGGUAAGCUAAAAGAUAGCUUUCUUUAAUCCUAGUGUGUUUUCCCCCAAUUUAGUCUUUUCUAAACAACAUUUCUCUCUGUUUUAGAGUAGAAAAUAUUAUAUCCUGAGAAUCACAGAAUCGUCUAAAGAUGUCUUAUUGAAACUUGGGGGAUUGUAGGUCUUUAUUCCUCCUGUGCUUCAGUAAAUGAAUGAUCACUUAGUUGAUAUUGAAAGUUAGUGUGUUUUUAUAUUUUUAGAGUGGGGACAAAUACUAAACUUUUGACGGGUUUUUUUGUUGCUGGUUUUUUACCAUGUUAUAUUACUAAAUUCCACUUUGAUACAGAGUUUAAAUUUUGCUACUUUUCAAAAUCAGUUAAGAUUCUUCAGUUUUGCCUGCCCAUCUUUACAUUGCUCCUGUAAUAUAUGUCAGCUCUGCGUAUGGCAAAUCUUGUCUCAAAUCAUAUCAUUUUUCCUGUGAGUGUGUGUGUGGAGGGUGGGGUGGGGGAUGUUGUUAUAAGUAAAACCUUUUCAAAACAUAAGCUAAAUAAGAGGUAGCUCGUUAUCCAUUGGUAUCUGUGUACCCAAAAGCUGUGCAUUCCCCUGGUACCAAGUUCAUACUAUUUGUAGCUUUAUUUGUAGGCUUCGCCUCAAAUAUUUGUAGUUUUAGCAGGCCUCACCUCAAAUUUUCCCACAGAAUUCCAUGAUUGUCAAUGUUAUACUAACCCAUCUACAUGGGACUUCUAAAAACUAAUUCUAAGUCAGGAAGAUACGGUUAAACAAUAGGUAGAAUAUAUAGUGUAAGCAAUGUAAUUGUAGUUUUUGAAGUUUUUCCCCCAAAACUUUAUCUUAGCCCCUGUAUUUCUGAGAACUCACAUAGACUGAAGCACAGCAGUCACAGCGUGCUUUUAAGCACACAGACCCGUGGCACAGUUAGGUACUCAUCUGACAAGCGUUAUAUUCACCGCAAAGAGACGGUCUUCUUGAAUGUAAUUUAGAAGGCGUGUCACACUAGAUUACUGGGAAAGAUGACAUUGGAAAUCGGGAAUUGUAGAAGAAAAAUUUAUGAAUUGGAAAUCGGGAAUUGUAGAAGAAAAACCUGUGCUUUGGAAAUCAGAAGGUCCUUGAAAGUAGAAAUCUACGGAGUCCAGUUUGUUCUGUUAAAAUCGAGUGAUUAGCUUCGUUAAACUGCAAGUAGUGUCAGCUUCCACCAUAAGCUUGUGCCUCCCUCCAUCUUAUUGUUUUAUAGAAGUCUCUCUAAGUGAAAUUGUCAUUUGCCAUUGUUUCAGUGUUGAUGAACUUUCUUAUUAUCACAGGACUCUGUUAUCCUUUGCCAUUUGUGUUUUCCUGUUAUUGUACUUUAGCCACGGUAGGAGCAAAGGAGCUGUCAAAAGAGUCCUGGGUAUGUAGAGGAUGUCAGCUGCCCCAGUCUUAUGGAUACCGAGCAGAAUCCUUUCUGAGUGUCGAAAAGUAAGAAAUGAGAGUCGAGUGCUGAGUUUGUCAGAUUACUGAUAGUCUGUUACUGAGUUGGAUUUCGAGUCUACUCAGACUAAAGCCCCUGGAACCAUAAUCUGCAGUCAGAUUGCUGAACCUUCACACAAUCCCCGUGCAUUUCAUGGGGCUGCAGGGAAGGUGUAGGUGUCUCAGGACAUGUGUUGUCACCAAGGACAGCAAUUCCUGGGCAGAGUUUGCAAAACUGGACCCGAAUUCCAUAGGUGUGAUGUAGCUCCUUGUCCCCUUUGCCUUUGUUAUUUUUGUUUUUAUUGGAAUUAACUCUCUUUUUAAACUUUCUUCCCCUCGCACAACACCUCUGUUUGUACUUUUGAAAACUAAGGUAUAUAUUUUUGCUGUUUUUUGCAUUCUUUUAUUUUAUAUUUCAUUCUCUGCAUUGGCAAGUAAGUACCAAAUGCAAAGUGAAGGUCUGAAAGCGUGGUCACUCUCCCCUCCCUUCCCCUCCCUUCCCCUCCCUCCCCCUCCCUCCCCCAUUGUCUGCAUGGGCAACAGCUCAUAGAGGCGUUGAUUGAUUUCUUUGAGUGACUUUUUGGGGGUAUGUGCUUUAAAAAUGUACAGAUAUGUUUUUAUUCUUUCAUUUUGUCUAUUUUGUCCUGAUGAAAAGAGAAAUAUUUUCCUAUGAAAACCUUGUCUACUCUUCCCAUAUUGCCUGUGUGAGCAACAGCUAGAGUAAUUAUUUGAUUUUCUUUUUUGGAAGGAAAUGGUGAUAUUGGGAGGAAGGUGAAGUAUGUUCUUUUAAAAAUUACAUACACGUGUUUUUGCUGCUAUUUUGUGGGUGUUGUUUCAUUUUGUAGUUCCUCGUCCUUCUCAUGGGUAUGUAGCUAUCUGAUGAACUGUGGAGGUCCAGAAGUAUGACAGUGUCCUGUUACCCCGUCCUCAUUGCCUGCAUGGACAGAAACUAAUGGAGGAGUUGUAUUUUGGUCUAGUCUUGAGGGCAGGGGGUUGUAUAUCAUUGUUGCAAGUGUAUAUAAAUAUUAUGCUACUUUUUUAUAUUUCAUUGUAUACGUGCUCCUUUGCAUGGAUGUCAUUUAAUGAAAAUUGAGGUUCAGAGUAUGAUAAAUCUCCUCUUUUCCCUUUUCCUCUUGCCCCUUUGGGCAAUAGCUUGAGUAGUUUGUUUUGGGGGUGGGAGAGAAUGGGGUAUGUACUCAAUGUAUAUAAAUAAAUUUGCUACUACUUUGUAUUACUAAUUCAUUUCGUACUCUGUCCUCAUAGGACAUGGAAGUACCUAAUGAGACGUGGAGGUCCGGAUGUAUGACAAUUUCCUCUUGUCCCCUUCCCUUAUUGCCUGUGUGGGCAAUGGCUAGUAGCGUAGUUAUUGGAGUGGGGUUUGCGGGGGGAGGGGAUGUGUACCUGCUGUAUAUACCUGUUUUUACUACUGUGUCAUAUUAUUUCAUUGGGUGCCCAGAGGGUGGUAUCUCAUGAACCAUAGAGGUCCAGAUAUAUAACAAUCUCCUCUUGUCCCCUUCCCUAUUGCCUGUGUGGGCAAUGGCUAGUAGAGUAGUUGAUUAGUUUCAGGGACUCUUUUGUGGGUAUUGGGUAAAUACUUUUUAAAUAUGCAUACAGGUUUUUACUUCCUCAUUAUGCUCUUUCAUUGGGUGCCCAGUCCUUCACCUGGACAUGUAGGUUCCUAAUGAACCAUGGAGUUCUGAAUGUACAGCACUCUCCUCUUCUCCCUUUCCUUUUUUAUCUGUGUAGGCAAUAAUUUUAAAGUAGUUGGGUUUUUUGAAGUUUUGGGGGGCAGGAUAUAUACUUUUGGAAACUGUAUAUACAGUGUUUGUUACUAUAUUGUGUUUUUCCAUUUUGUACCCGUCCCAAGCUUGGACGUGUAGAUACCUAACAAGACGUGGAGGUCCGGAUGUAUGAAAAUCUCCUCUUUUCCCCUUUCCACAUUGCCUCUGUGGGUAAUAGUUUUAGCGUAGCCUAGAUUAUUUUUUUUAAACUCUACCACUGCCUCCCCUGGGAGGGUGGGGAUAUGUACUUUCUAAAAUGUAUAUAAAUGUUUUUGCUCCUUUUAUCUGUUUUGUACCUAGACCUUUCCAUGGAUACUUAGGUACCUGAUGAAAAUUAAGGUUCAUUCUAUGAAAAAAAUCUCCUCAUCUCCCUUUCCUUAUUGCCUGGCUGGGCAAUGGCUAGUAGCAUAGUUGUUUAGAGAUGAUUUUUUUUUUUUUGGCAGGGUAGUGGGGGAUUUCUGGGUUUGCAUUUUUUAAAUGUAUGUAAAUGUUUGCUGCUUUUUUUGUUCUUUCACUCCAAACUUAGUUUUUUGUUUGGACUUGUAGAUAUCAACUGUAAUGCAGAGGCCCAGAUCCAGAGGUGUCGUCAAUCUUUUCUUCCUUCCCCCGUAGCCUGUGUACAUGGGCAAUAGUAUGAGAGUGCUAUAUAGGGCUUGGUUUUUUGUUUUUGAGGUUUUUAAUGGGGAAUAGACUUAGGCAAGAUAUGUAGUUUUUUAAAUGUAUGUAAAUGUUUUUGCCUCUUUUUGAUGUUCACUUCAUUUUGAGUCUAGUCCUUUGCAUGGUUAUUUAGGUACUUAGGUAUUUAGGUGAUGAAAGUUGAGAUUGAUUCUAUGAAAAAUCCCCCCUACUCCCCUUCCCUCAUUGCCUGGUGGGCAAUAGUAGAACAAUAGAUGUUUGGGUUUUUUUUUUUUGAGGGAUGGGGGUGGGGAAGGUUUGGGUAUAUAUAUAUGUAUAUAUAUAUAUUUUUUUUUAAUGUAGAUAAAUGUUUGCUACAUUUUGUGUAUUAUUUCAUUUAGUACCCAGUCCUUUGCUGGGACUUGUAGGUACAUAAUGAAACAUGGAGGUCCAGACGUAUGAUAAAUCUCCUCUGCUCCCCUUCCCUCACUGCCUGUGCAGGCAAUAGUUUUAUAAUCUGGGGUUUUUUUUCAGGAGGGAUUAUUUGGGUGGGUAGCGGUUAGGGGAAAAGGACAGGGUAUGAACUUUUAAAAAAUGUUUGUAAAUGUCUUCCUGUUACUGAUGUUGUACCUAGUCCUUUGUGUCCAGUGUGGGUACCGAAUGCAAAUGGAGGGUCAGCGUGUGACAGAUCUCCCCCCCUUCCCCUGGUUGCCUGUGUGGGCAACAGCGAUUAGAAGAGUUGUGUGUUGUUUACUUACUUGUUUGUUUUGAAGGGAUUUGUAUUUUUGGCAAGGGAAUAUUCUUAAUACAUAUAAAUAUGUUUUUAUUUCUUUGUUAUUUCAUUCUGUCUUUAGUCCUUUGCAUGGCUUUGUAGGGACCUAAUGAAAAUUGAGUUUCAUAAGUUGACACAUCACUUUUUCAUUUCCCGCAUAUUUCUUCAUUUAGCAGUAGCUAGCACAGUUUUUUUGUGUUUAUUUUGUUUAAUUCUCUAGCAUAUAGCUUUUAAAGAUCUAAAAAAAUAUAUACACAUAUGUAAUUUCCUUCUCCCCCCCGCCAUUAUUUUCCUUCAGUACUUAGUCCCUUGCAGGGCUCUGAAUGUAUCUAAUAAAAAUAAAGUCCCACUAAAUCCCUGCCACCUGAUGUGAAGGUGUGGCAUUGUGGUGGUAUAACUAAUGGCAACAGACAUGCAGCAAAUAAGAUGGGAGAAGACACUUGGAUAUGGUUGAGUUGUGAAAGCUAAUCAGAUCCAGCAUUUCUUGUGUUGAUUCAAACUAAAUGAAAUGUAAGAAGGGACCUGUUCUUUGGAAAUUCCGGAAGGACAAGGAGGAAUACUAAGUAAAAUUGUGUUUAAAGAUCAGUGCUGACUAAUCUUUCAGUGACUGGUAAGCCACAGAAGUGCUGCCUAGAACUCGUUUGAAGACCCUAGAGAGCAGCUUCUUUUCUGAGGCCUAGAAUUCUGAUCCGUCUUUAGAAGUCUGUUGCAGUUCCAUCAAUAGCAUAUUCUUGUGUAGUCGGUAGAAAUUUUUUUUAUUUUUGGAAUGAUCCUUUUGAGUUAUUGCCAUGGUUCUAGUGAAUGACAGCAUGGGCCCAAAAACUAAUGCAAAAAGAAUUUGAGUGACAGGCCUCUUCUAUUUUUCAGCACCCACGUAUGGUAGGGCAAGCUGGCCCUUUCCUACCCGGAACUCCUCUGUGUGGCUGCGUCUCUCUCCUCAGUUCUCCAUUAGCUGGACCAUUCCUGUUCUUUUUCCUUUUUGUCUUCAGUCCCUGCAUUGUUAGAUGUUAUCUUCAAGUACACUCAAAAAUGUAAGCCAGUGUCGCCUCAUUAGCUGUGUAUUUUGCAUGCAUUUCAUGCAUCCAGACCUGUAUGUUCCCUUUCAGCAUUUCGAAUCAUAUUUCACAUCAGCUCUUCAUCCACCACAUGGUAACUGUUAUGACUCCACAUUUGUCUGUAUCAAAGAAAAUGCAUGUGUAAAAUUCCUCCCUCUCUCUCUGCCCCGCUCCCUUCAUUCGAUCUUCUGAGCAUUUCUUGUUCGUUCUGCAGUUUAUAAUGAAUAUAAUGCUGAAGAUUUGCCAUAUUAUUAUUAUUAUUAUUAUUUUAGAAACAUUGAGUGAUAGGACUCCUAGAAAAUUUGCAAAGAGAUGUUAUUUACCUUAUAAAACUCUCAGGUUCUAGUGUUGAAAAAUUAGCCUAUACUUUACUGUUACUUAUACCUGCUGCUGUAGGAAAAACAAAAGUUUAUUCAUGACACAUUUAACUUUGAUCAUAAAUAAAAGAGAAGGAGGCACCUUUUUGGAGUUAGUCAUGGUCGUCAUUAGUGAUAUUUCUGACAGUUCUUCAUUUGAAGUACUUCAAAGGAAGUAAAGGUCAUGGCUUAGCUGAAUGAAAUGCUCCAGAAGUACAGUAAUACACUCAUGUGUGUGUGUGUAUAUAAAAUGAGAAUUACAGCGUAAAUUGGAGCAUUUGCGUUAAUCAGCAAGCUCACAUUGAGACAAAACUCAGUCUUACAGCUGUCUUGAUUAAAGCCAAGUGUUCCAUGUUGCUGUGAAGAAGAGUCUUUCAAAAACUUUGAAAAAUAGUUACUUGGGUACUUGUAAGGUAUUACAUUUUCGUAUUUAAACACCUAUAGAGAUCUCCAGUUCCUUGAAUCUGAGCUUAUGGGUGGAAUUCUAAAUUUGUAUCAUAAUCUGUCUUUUGUGGAAGGUUUUGAAAAUAGUUAUGUAUAUAUAUAAUAUUAUAUAUGCAAGUUGUGUUGUGUCACUUGUAAAGGGAAAAGGCUUAUUUUUCUUUAUACUUCUAAUAACUUGUUUUGCAUAUGACCAGCACUGACUGAAAGGCAUGUGUAACUGCAAACACUGUUGCUUUUUUUUUUUGUGAAAUGAAAAUAAAAGUAUUUAAAUAUAAA
This is a messenger RNA of Equus caballus (horse), 11562 nucleotides long. It is a transcript of the gene LNPEP, whose product is annotated as leucyl and cystinyl aminopeptidase. Gene Ontology annotation, cellular component: plasma membrane; cytoplasm. Lineage: Eukaryota; Metazoa; Chordata; Mammalia; Perissodactyla; Equidae. Gene Ontology annotation, biological process: signal transduction; regulation of blood pressure; peptide catabolic process. The record is from RefSeq and is a predicted model, not a curated record. Gene Ontology annotation, molecular function: zinc ion binding; metalloaminopeptidase activity; peptide binding.